AUGGAAAUUGUUAAUCUAGCGGGGUCACUGGGGCUUUCCCCUGCAAGCGGCAGCGGUGCAUCGCCUGUUCAGCGGCCGCAACAACAGCAGCACGCGCCCAACAGCAGCGGCGCUGUUUGCGACAACAGCAGCGCAGCGCACGCGGCGCCGGCAGCAGCAUUGACAACUACUGCCGCAGCGCUCGAGGCCGCGGACACCGCGCGGCAGCUCUGCGACCGCCACCUCGCCUCCCUCGCCGCCGAGCGCGCCGCGGCCGC
This is a messenger RNA of Monoraphidium neglectum, 257 nucleotides long. RefSeq lists its product as hypothetical. The record is from RefSeq and is a predicted model, not a curated record. Lineage: Eukaryota; Viridiplantae; Chlorophyta; Chlorophyceae; Sphaeropleales; Selenastraceae. The annotation marks the transcript as partial. The transcript has a single exon.